Kwoniella botswanensis is the source of this 3006-nucleotide messenger RNA. RefSeq lists its product as uncharacterized. The coding region runs from base 1 to 3006 and encodes 1001 amino acids. The transcript has 4 exons. The record is from RefSeq and is a predicted model, not a curated record. Lineage: Eukaryota; Fungi; Basidiomycota; Tremellomycetes; Tremellales; Cryptococcaceae.
AUGGGUUCUUCCCAAUCGCAUAUCCAGAAUAACAACCCCUCUUCCUCAUCUUCCUCCGCCUCCGCCUCCACUUCACGAUCUCCUCCCUCACCUCCGCCUACAAACCGUCGUCAAUCAUCGACCUUAUCACGACUCAAAUCCAUCCGUAGACUCUCAACACUAGGGCGACGUGACUCAACGAACACGGUUCCCAGCUCGAAGAGGCUCAGACAGGGGAGUGCGACCUCCGAUUCAAUACUUAGUAAUGGAGGAAGGGAAGAUGGAAGGAAGAAGAAAGCUAGAGGGUCUAGUCCCAUCAUACCCUCGACUCCUACCACUAUCACCGUUGAUCAGCCGACUGAAGAAGAAGAGGAUGAAUCGCGAAAGCCAUCAAGACUGGAUACGCCUUAUCCCACGGGUGCGGCCAAGGAACCGUCUGAAGACCAGGUGAUGGAGAGUGCAGAAGCUAUUUCCUCAUCCAUACAAGCCAUACCUAUGCCUGCCUCACACGUCUCUGCGGAUCGACCGGAUAUCUCAAUCUUACCACCUUCGCCAUCUACCAUCAUCCCACCUAUAUCCUCUUUAGGCCUUUCCACAUCUCCACCUUCUCCAGCACCGACACCAGCAUCAAUACCAUUACCUACCACGCCAUCAUCCGAAACUUCCGAUCCCUUAUCUGAAGAACGUCUUAGGUCACUAUCGACCAUCCGGGAUGCCCUAGGUCCAGAUUGGCCAAACUCAUCCCCUACUCCUGCGGUCGAGAGACUGUUCCACAGAUUGAGAAGAUCAACCUCAACGCCUGAUAUCAAUGACCAAUUAUCAUCGUCAUCGAAUCCUCAUCGACAUAAUCAGAGAACAAUGUCAGAUAGGUUAACAGCAUUAUUGGGUUUCUCCACACCCGGACAUCCGGCAUCAUCACAAACCCAAUCGCAGUCUGCUGUUCCUUCUUCAUCAACUCUUAGUGCUCAAGCUGAGAAUGCAGACGCCGAUGAUGCAACUAUAGAAGAAUUGACUAAUCGUCUUGCCCAAGCGAGGGAAGAAUUAGCCGAUACAGAAAGACAGUUGAACGAGACCAGGGAGAGGAUGGAAAACGUCAGAAAUCGAAGACCACCUUCGGGAGCGGUUUUGAUCAUUCAAGGUUUGGCUCAGACCCAUGCACCUGAACCGACCGACGAGGAAGUACAUACCGAAGACGGUGGAAAUUCAGGUAUAGGAGAGGGUAGACGAAGACCCGGAAUGAGAAAUAGGAGAUCGUCAGAAGGUAGUCAUACUCUUCUUCGAAGGAAUAGGAAUGACGAGAGAGAAAGGGACAGUGGUAAUUUGGAUACUCAGGCUAGAAUGAUCGGUGGCUUAUUAACUGUGGCUGCUGCCGCCACUGCUACUACAUUACUCGCCCCUUCCUCACCCCCUCUUCCAGCGACCACCGCCCGCUCGCCAGCUGCCUCAGCUCUGGAAUCGAUCGUCAACCGCCUUCGACCUAGACCCAAUCGACCUCAAUCCGUUGAAGCUGCCCUCGGCCACUACCUCAGAACGGCACUCCAAAGUUCGAGAGAGGGCGCUCCGUCAACUUCCCCUACAACCCCUACAACUACUUCCAAUCUUACCACCGAGGAAACUGGCACGGAAGGGGGCUCCGAAAACACCCCAGAGAUCAUUUCGACAGACUUCCAAAGGUUUCUGGAAAGUGUACAAGGUGAUCUGGUAGGGGCGGUCAGAGAGUUUGCUGGACCGUUACCUCUAGAAACGUCCCUUGGCGAAAGAGUAGAUCAACAGCCGGUACGGGAUGAAACGGAAAUAAGGGAAGAGGAAAAGCGAGAAGUGGGAGACGAAGAGAGUUUCGUUACUGCUCCGUCAACCGUGCCUACGCCAUUACCAGCGACUCCCACUCACGAGAUCUCAGCCGCACUAGAUGAUCCACCUAUCGCCGGUCCAAGUCACACUACGACCCUCAAUCCAACUAUUCCUACUUUCCAUCGACAACUCGGCCAGAAUCUACCUGGUGAUCCAACGAGAGCAACCCCACAAGUGACGGGAGGAACGAACGGUCAACCCAGACGACUGAACUUCUUCAGAGCUCAUGUAUUCCCUCCUUUCCCUUCUUCUACGACACCCAAUCAGGAUGGCACAGAGCAGGGUGGCACUGCAAAUGGUAAUGAUGAUCCGCCGAUCGUACCCUGUAUAUUCAUUGGAGUCAGGAGUAUAAGACAUGAUCCGAAUAUGACGACGGACGACCUAGUGCAACAUCCAAAUUUCCCAUUUGUUGACGGUCAAGUACCGCCUCCCGCUGAUAAUUCAGACAUUGCAGACUCUGAGAUGGAACCAGAUUCGGAAUCGAGUGUAGUAGCUGGCAUACCGGAUCUGACCCAAUCACCUAUCAGAGCUUCUACCCCCCUUCCAUCCUCAGCCCCAACCACUUCCCCGUCUUCUACUGCUGGUGAAAGAAGGACAUUGAGAGAACGGUUCAUGGAUCGUCUUCAUCCCCUACGUACCGCAUCAAGAAGGAAUCCCACCCAUCUCGGACCAUUGAACACAUAUCUGGUCUAUGUGAUAGGAGGUAAUUACCCCCAGAAUCACCCGAUCCUAUCGAUACCCAACCUCAUUACUGGCGGACCAUUAACAGACGAAGAGAUGAAUCUUAUAAGUGAACUUAUGGGACCUGCUAAGCCACCUACAGUCAAUAAAGAUGAAAUCGAGAAGAGCGGGCUGAAGAUUGUCAGGGGAUCUGAGAUGGAUGAUUUGAGGAAGGAUGGGAAGUUGUUGGAUAUUUGUGGUGAUAGGUGUUUGGUCUGUUUGAGCGAGUACGAACCAGAGGACGAAUGUCGGAUCCUAAACUGCAGACAUGGCUAUCACAAGGAAUGUGUCGAUCAGUGGUUGAGUAAAGGUAGAAAUAGUUGUCCUGCAUGUAGGUCUGAAGCUGUUGAUACUACCAAAUUACCUAAAGAAACCACCACUACCACUGUACCCUCGACUUCAGAUAAUGAAGCGGCGCGUGCUGCGUCUUCGGUGGAUAUGGAUGUAGACGAAUGA